CAGCGAAGCACACAACUUCUUUGGUAUCUAUAAACUUAGGUAAGUGGUCUUGCUACGCUGGACAAGUCUACAAUUUUCUAGGCCAAGGUAGACGGAUCCGUUCAUGACAACGCAAGAACGAGAUCCGCUGUUGUCCCGCAGCAACAACGAGCGUCUCGCACUGCAAGUUGAAGUUUCCGACGACCGCCAACCAAUGCAACAACCUCUAGGCGAGUUCAUGCCGCUGCAUGCCGAAGCUGCAUUUGCGACGCCGCAGGACCGUGACAAAGACGGAGAAAACGAAACAAAGACCGAAGACAAUGAAGAUGGCAAUGAGGACAACAACGCACCCCAUCAAAAGCAGAAAAAGCGUGUCCGGUAUCUGUGCGAUGCCGACCGCCACACUAUCAUCAAACGCAUUGAAAAGGGAGAGAAACAGGCAGAUCUGGCACGUGAAUAUGGCGUCACCCGGGCAGCUAUUUGCCACAUUAACAAGAACCGCGAGGAGAUCACCUCGCGCUACGAUUCGCUCAUCAGACAGGCGCAGGAAAUCCAUCGGAGCGAGAGCUUUGCCGACCCACCGGAAGAGAAUUCGAUGGUCCGAGAGAUCCGAUCCAGCUCCGUACUACUGCUCAUGACGACACUACGUGACAGACGAUCAGGGCCGCAGACUUUCCGUCGUGCCGCUGGGAGGCUCAUAAUGUUGUUGCUGGAGGAAGCACUCUCGGUCAUUGGCUUACAUGCAAUCGAAAUGACUACAACUACAGGCCACGUGACGUAUGGGUUGGAGCGGACAGACGAAUUUUGCGGUGUAGCCAUCGGUGCCGCAGGUUUCCCGUUCCUUGUGUUAUUUCACCAGAUGGAGCCUGACGCGUCGCAAGGUUCCAUUCACGUAGAAGAGGAGACAAAUGGGCAAGGAGCGAGUGUCGUUAGCUUGAGUCACGUAGACUUGCCGAGUGACAUCGCUCGGUACAGAGUGUUGCUCUUCAGCUCGACAGUCAACAAGGGCGAAGCUGAGUGCAAAGCUAUCGAGGCGCUCCUAAACCUGGGCGUUGAGGAAGAUCGAAUCACGCUGGUAAUCAUAUUGUGCUCUAAGGACAGCCUCGAAGUUAUCUGCAACCGCUUCCCAGGAGUACGGAUAAUCACGAGCGGAAUCGACUGCAAGGUCGAUCCGGAGACACACGCGAUUGUCCCAGGUCUUGGUGACUUCGUUGAAGUUGUUGGAGCGACUAUUCGACUGGUGAAAGAUACGACGAUGGACUCGAUUGUGCUGCUGCAAGCUGUCGCGGGUGUGGCACGCACUGUUCGAUCGCUGUACGGUCCUAAUAAGCUGCGCAAGCAGGUCACAGAUGAGCUGGAUCAGACGUUGUUCUCUGCAGACGCGUAUACUGUGGCGAGCGCACUGCAGAGUCAGAAUGCAGGCACCGCCAUCCUGCAGCAAGCGCUGGAUGAGCAGCGGAAAGAGUUCGGCACGUGGCGUUAUCCAGCUUGCACUGUCUUCGGUCGAGAAAUGCUGUUUAACGACCGCCAAGCACUUGCGAAUUCCUCUUACUGA
This is a messenger RNA of Phytophthora infestans T30-4, 1534 nucleotides long. RefSeq lists its product as uncharacterized. Lineage: Eukaryota; Oomycota; Peronosporomycetes; Peronosporales; Peronosporaceae. The transcript has 7 exons. Gene Ontology annotation, molecular function: DNA binding. Bases 104 to 1534 code for a protein of 476 amino acids. The record is from RefSeq and is a predicted model, not a curated record.